Molecule: messenger RNA, 1038 nt
Organism: Vicia villosa (hairy vetch)
Lineage: Eukaryota; Viridiplantae; Streptophyta; Magnoliopsida; Fabales; Fabaceae
Exons: 3
Coding region: 1-1038 (345 amino acids)
Source: RefSeq, a predicted model, not a curated record
AUGUCUACUCCUAUGGGAUCCGGUACGUAUGUUGAUCAAGAUGAAUCCGGUGUCUCAAUUGAUAUUACGAAAUAUCGAGGUUGCAAAACUGAUUGCAAAAGUACAAGUGGAACUUGUCACAUCUUAGGAAAUGCUUUAGUAUCAUGGUCAUGCAAGAAACAAGCAUGUGCCUCUCUUAGCACCGCUGAAGCAGAAUACUUUGCAGUCAGAACCCUAGGGGAAGUUAGAAACAACACUGAACAAGGGGGAGAGAAGUCCCCUACAGGGAAGGAAUCGUUUGCUAUUCAUGGUGCUUUUGAACCAAGAAAAACACAUAAUCCUGCUACUGAAGCUGCUGUGAAUCUUGAUGAGCUAUCUAACAAUGACCUUAUCACUACUGCGAUGCCUGGCAUUGCUAAGAAACUCAGGUCCAGAAAAGGAAAUUUUGUGGUUACCACAACUCCUCCCAGAAGUAGGUACGGUCCUCCGAAGGCUUGGAGUAAAGAGGUUCCUCGCUCCAACAAGAGGAAGAUCAGGGAUAACGCUAACUCAGAUGGUGAUGCUGAAGUUAAUGUUCAGGACAUCCCCCACGAGAAGAUACCUGAUAGAAAGAAGAAGGAUGCAGUAAUGAGUGAUGACUCAUAUUAUGAUGUUGAGGAUGAUAUCGAGGACACCUUGAUUAUGAAAAAGUUUGGAAUGAAGAAACUCCAUGUCAGAGUCUUAGAUGCCCCUAUGAACAAUGUUUCUUUUCACUAUAGAGACAAUCUUGAGCAAUGGAAGUAUGUGUACCAAAGAAGGAUUGCUCUUGAAAGGGAAUUGAGAAAGGAUGCGGUUGAGUGCUCUAAGAUAAUGGAGUUGAUCUUUAAUACUGGCUUAAAGAAGAUUGUAACCAUGAGAGGAAGAUGUGUCGAUUUUUCUCCUACUAUCAUUAACAUGUAUAUGGAUAGAUCAGAAUAUGAUCAAAGUGAGUUAAAAGUAACUGAUAAUCAGGUGUGCACAGUUAUUGCUGCAAACCAAAUGAAGACCUGGCCUGUAAAAGACAAGCUCCCAGCCAGCUAA